AUGCAGAAAAUGUGGAAACUAGUUUUGUAUCUUGUAGUUCUCGGCACAGUUUUGGGACAAUCUGACAAUGGGCUUUUCGAAUUAAACAUCAUUCACUAUAAUGAUUUCCACGCACACUUCGACGAGAUUAGUCCACGAGGAACGAUCUGUAAUCCCACCGAAGACCCAUGCAUCGGUGGUUUUGCUAGACUGUAUACAGCUAUUAUGGAGAUUUUCGAAGCCGAACCAGAUUCGCUACUUCUUAACGGAGGGGACACGUUCCAAGGAACAAUCUGGUACAACUUCUUGAGAUGGAAUGUCACUCAACAUUUUAUGAACAUGCUGCCACAUGAUGCACACGUACUCGGAAACCACGAGUUCGAUCAUGGAGUGGAAGGUCUAUUGCCGUAUUUGGAACGUUUGAAUUCCCCAAUGCUAGGUGCUAAUGUUAAUACAACUUUUGAACCAACUUUGACGCCAUACGUGAAAAAUCACGUAAUUGUAGAACGAAAUGGUAGGAAGAUUGGUAUCAUAGGUGUUUUGUUGCGAGUGUUUUCAGCGCCAAUUGGUCAAGUCAUUAUGGAAGAUGAACUUCAGGCUGUAAAUCGAGAAGCGACCAUACUAACCGAAGCCGGAGUUGAUAUCAUCAUUGUACUCUCUCAUAUUGGAUACACCAGUGAUUUAAAUCUAGCGGCCCGGGUUGUUCCGGAAGUGGAUAUCAUAGUUGGCGCGCAUUCCCAUACACUGUUGUUCAACGGAGAAACUCCUAAUGGUGACACGGCAUUAGGGGAAUACCCGACUGUUGUCACACAAGAUAAUGGACACAGGGUGCUGGUGGUUCAGGCGUCUUGUUACACGCGGUAUUUGGGCGACAUAAAACUGUAUAUCAACGAUAGAGGCAUUAUUGAAAGCUGGGAAGGGCUGCCUGUUUUCUUAGGAUCAUCUAUUGUACAAGAUCCUAGGAUCCUGGAUGAAUUAGAGCCGUGGCGUCAGGAGGUGGACGCGAUUGGUAAAGAGGUGCUCGGCACUACACUGACGAGUCUCAGCCGAGGAUGUACGCGCCGCGAGUGUAACCUCGGCAGCUGGGCGUGUGAUGGAUUUCUAGAAGAGAUGAUGUCACAAGCUACGGGUACAGCGUGGAAUGGAGCUCAUCUGUGCUUAAUAAAUUCGGGCGGACUGCGCGUGCAAAUAGCACCCGGCGAGGUAACAACUGAGGGACUGCUAAUGGCUAUACCGUUUGAGAAUUACAUCCAAGUGUACGACCUAAAGGGUGAAUACCUACUCGAGGCGUUAGAGUUUUCUGUGGGUGUGUCACAGACAACACCGGGAGACUUCUCUAGUUCACGAAUGUUGCAAAUAGGAGGGAUGCGCAAUGUAUACAAUGCGUCAGCUCCGAUCGGUUCCCGUGUGAUUUCUGCGACGGUCCGGUGCAUAGAGUGCGACGUACCGCAGUAUGAGCCCCUCGACGUCACCGCCACCUACAGAGUGGUGACGCAAAACUAUAUCGGAGAUGGAGGCGGCGGUUACACGAUGCUGUCGAACAACAGAGAAAACCUCGAGAAUUUGGAUGUCGACUACGUAGUGUUACAACGUUACAUGCGAAGACAACAAACAGUACUGCAAGACCUGGACGGACGCAUACAGAUUGUGUAUUAA
Molecule: messenger RNA, 1635 nt
Organism: Bombyx mandarina (wild silkworm)
Lineage: Eukaryota; Metazoa; Arthropoda; Insecta; Lepidoptera; Bombycidae
Product: apyrase-like
Biological process (GO): AMP catabolic process
Cellular component (GO): plasma membrane
Molecular function (GO): metal ion binding; nucleotide binding; 5'-nucleotidase activity
Source: RefSeq, a predicted model, not a curated record